GGGGCGACGGGACUGGGGGCCACCCCGCCCCGCCGGCGGGUCUCUCCUCGGGGAGUGGCAGGGCAGCUGUAUUUCUUCGAGCAACAGGAAGGCGGAAAGUUUUGGCACGUGACGGACUUACACCUAGAUCCUACUUACCACCUCAUCGAUGACCACACCAAAGUGUGCGCUUCAUCCAAAGGGGAAAGCGCCUCCAACCCUGGCCCUUUUGGAGAUGUUCUGUGUGAUUCUCCCUAUCGACUAAUUUUGUCAUCAUUUGAUUUCAUUAAAAAUUCAGGACAGGAAGCAUCGUUCAUGAUAUGGACAGGGGACAGCCCGCCUCACGUUCCAGUGAAAGAACUCUCCACAGACACAGUCAUAAGUGUGAUUGCUAAUAUGACAGCCACUGUCCAGAGUCUCCUUCCACAUCUCCAGGUUUUCCCCGCACUGGGGAAUCAUGACUAUUGGCCACAGGAUCAACUGCCCAUCAUCACCAACAAAGUGUACAAUGCAGUAGCCACCCUUUGGGAACCAUGGCUAACUGAAGAAGCUACCAGUACUUUAAGAAAAGGUGGCUUUUAUUCACAAAAAGUUACCACUAAUCCAAGCCUUCGGAUCAUCAGUCUCAACACAAACCUGUACUACAGUCCAAAUGCUGUGACCAUGAACCAGAGUGACCCAGCAAAUCAGUUUGAAUGGCUAGAAAUGACACUGAAUGGCUCUAGGCAAUAUAAGGAGAAGGUGUACCUCAUAGCACAUGUUCCGGUGGGCUAUUUGCCCUUCACCCAGAACACCACGGCAUUAAGAGAAUACUAUAAUGAGAAGUUGAUAGAUAUUUUUAGAAAAUACAGUGAUGUCAUUGCAGGACAAUUUUUCGGACACACACACAGAGAUAGCAUUAUGGUUCUUUCAGAUGAAAAAGGAAAUCCAAUAAGUUCUCUAUUUGUGGCUCCUGCUGUUACUCCCGUGAAGGGUGUCAGACAAAAGGAGACCAACUAUCCUGGGGUCAGACUAUUUCAGUAUGAUCGUCGGGAUUAUCACUUAUUGGAUAUGCUGCAGUAUUACCUGAACCUGACCGAGGCCAAUAUGAAAGGAGAAUCCAACUGGACACUGGAAUACAUCCUGACACAGGCCUAUGGCAUUGAAGAUUUGCAGCCAAAAAGCUUAUACAGUUUAGCUAAACAAUUUGCAAUGCAAGACAGUAGAAAGUUUCUGAAAUACUACUAUCACUUCUUUGUGAGUUAUGACAGUGAUGCAAUUUGUAAUAUGAAAUGUAAGAUCAAUCAAAUUUGUGCAAUUAUGAAUCUUGACCACAUUUCCUAUAAUGAUUGUUUGAAACAGUUGUACAGAAAGUACAUUCACUAAUAUUUAAAAGUUGUUGUUCAUGGAAAGUGUAAAGUAUCUCUAUUUCUAAUGUCAGUUUAUGGAAAUUAAUAUAUAAUUCUUUGUGAAUUAUGGGGUAGGCAAGCAUAAUUUUUGUCUAUUUUGUUUUUGUUUUUUAACUAUGCCCAAAUCUUUGAUAUCUUUGAUGAUCUAAAUUUUUAUUAAAUUAAAUAUAUUUAAAGUACCUGUUUGUGGAAUAACGUUUGGAUAUAAGAUAUAGGUAUCUUAGCUACAAGAUUAAAAAUUUAAUUUAAUUUAUACUCUUGUUGAAAAUAUGAUCUAUCCAAUAAAAAUAUGGGUUAUUCUUAAGAGGAUAAUUUUUAAUCACUUAACUCAUUCUUGCUUAAAUCUUAAUUGAUGCAUUAUUAAGUGAAUCUGUUGGUUUUUUAGUAUUUUUAAUUUUAGAAGUAAAAUCAUGAGAAUGCUAAAACAAAGAUUUAGUUUUAAUAAAAUAAUUGCAUCAUUUAGAAAUUUUUUGCAAUUAAAUUUAGAUUUAAAAAAAAUAAAUGACUAGCUCAUGUAUUCUUAUAAAUAUAGGGAGAAGUUCUAAGAAAUCAAAACCUUCCUUAAAAGAUUAAUUUCUGUAUUUUUGGUAUAAUUCUCUUAGUAAUUUCCCUGGUUUGUGCAUUCUCUCGGAUUUCUAAUGCAAAUGACUAUAUCAUAUGUGAAGAUAUUUUUUAAUGCAUGUACUUUUUUCCUUUCUGUUCUGUUCAUUCAGGCUUACAGUAAAAUGUUGAAUGAUGGCACUGAUUAGUAGUCAUUCUUAAUUUUAUGGUACAGCAACAUAUAUUGUUGCAAAUUUUUGGUAGACACAUUUAUCAAGUAAGAGAACUUUUAUAUCUGAUUUUCAGAAUAGUUAUUUUUUCUUUUGAAAUCAUGAAUGUUGAAUUUCAUUGAGUCCUCUCUCUGUAUCUAUUUUUACUACCUCCACUGAUCACUGAAUCUAGGGCAUGUGGUACAGAGUGAAAUCAAAGGUGACUACUAGGAGUUUCGGUUCAUGUAAUUGUGGGCUUGUGCUGUCACCGACUGUGUGCUAUUGCCUGUCGGAGGGUGAGGAGAACAAGGGCUGAGCAUCAUUGUGUUAGAAUGAACCCAGGCUGCACUAUAGAUUUAGUCCCCUGAUCAUCUCUAGUCGGAAGACUUUAGAAUUCCUUCCAAAAGUAAAUUAGUAUUCCAGAAAGAGAGAAAUCCAACUCAGAUUCAAACUACUAAUACAAUGGUUUCUACAAUAUUUCUCUUUUUUUGGAAAAAAAGCAUGACGGACUUUUAGAAAUUUGUAUUAUCUUUCUCCCUACUGGUUCUAUUUUUGCCAUUUUAGAUAAUUAUUGAAGACAUUUAAGAAAAAUAGUACGUAUUCAAUUAUUCACAUACGUAGUGGAAUGAAUUUAAGCAGACUAACCCCAACCCUUUUGGGGAUCUAUUCUUGUAGUAGGUCACAGAUUUCCAUAUCCUCUAAGCCCCUACUUGAAUUGCUUCUCCUUAGAGUACUGACAUGUGUUAGUAUAAUGUGAGUAAUAAUUGCACGGAACAUCAGCAGAAAUAACAAAAAACAUUAUACUUAUUUUAUAACUUUUUUAUUUCACAGGAUACACUGGAAGUGCCUGUUUUACAAAACAAUUAAACUAAGUUGCAUACUAUUGA
Echinops telfairi (small Madagascar hedgehog) is the source of this 3003-nucleotide messenger RNA. It is a transcript of the gene SMPDL3A, whose product is annotated as sphingomyelin phosphodiesterase acid like 3A. NCBI's taxonomy places the organism in Eukaryota, Metazoa, Chordata, Mammalia, Afrosoricida, Tenrecidae. The record is from RefSeq and is a predicted model, not a curated record. Gene Ontology annotation, molecular function: sphingomyelin phosphodiesterase activity. The annotation marks the transcript as partial. Gene Ontology annotation, biological process: sphingomyelin catabolic process. The transcript has 8 exons.